AAGAAAAAAUAAAAUUUUUCCAUAGAUUGUGCAUGCCCAAAAAAAUGGCGAUUGUUAAAUUUUUGUUGAGAAUUUAAAAGCACAAUCUUCAGACAUUUAUUUAAAACGUUAAAUAUUUGUUGGUGUAACGGUGUAAAAUAAUCAGAUACAAUGGCUGACGCAAUGGUAGAACGGAGACCGACUGUUCGUUUCUUCUGUCACAGGUGUAAUAUUGAAUUUGAAGAUGUUUUGCAGGAUUAUACAUGUCCAUAUUGUGCGAGCGGUUUCAUUGAACAGCUGGAGAAUGAGGCGGAGGGUAUGGCCCUGUCUAGCGAUGACUUCAGUGACGCGGACAUGAGCAAUAUUGACGACAUGAGUAACAUAGAUGAGAUGAGCAACCUGGACGACUCAGACGAAGUCCACCACAUAACACAUGGCACUCCGCCGAUGUUGAACGACCUGGCGUUCCUCAUGUCCGGCGGCAGGCUGCGCGGCCCCGGGCGGCGCGACACGCUGAUGGAGCAGCUGGUGUGGAUGAUCGGCGGCGCGCGGCCCGGCUCCGGCGCCGUGACCGCGGGCGCGCCCUUCGUGUUCAUCGGCGCGCCCGGAGACUACGUGUUCGGGGGAGAAGGUCUGGACGCGGUGGUGACGCAGCUGCUGGGCCAGCUGGAGAACGCGGGCCCGCCGCCGCUGCCGCGCGAGCAGAUCGCCGCGCUGCCGAGCCAGCAGAUCACCGACGAACACAUCGCCGCCAACGCCGCCUGCUCCGUCUGCUGGGAGAACUUCACCUUGGGUGAGACGGUGUCGCGGUUGGAGUGCGACCACAUCUUCCACUCGUCCUGCAUCGCGCCGUGGCUGCAGCUGCACGCGACGUGCCCCAUCUGCCGGCGCUCGCUGCUGCCCGAGGAGCCGGCGGAUGCUCCUGCUGCUGACGCGACUGCCGCUAACGCGAGCGAGACUGCCGCCGACGCGAGCUCCACGCUUGCCGCCAACGCGAGCGCCACGUCCACCACUCCCGCCGCACAGACGCAAAACGCGCCCGUCACGCCCGCCACCAUCAGCGUCAACACACCCAUGUUGCGCGUCCCAGUCUCGUUCUCGCACGUGGUGCUGCGGCGGCGCCUGCCGGCGGGCUGGGAGGCGGACAGCUCGGGCUCGUCGGGCGGCGCGGGCGGCGCGUCGGGCGCGAGCGGCGCCUCGGGCUCGCCCUCCAGCGCCUCCACCGGCUCCUCCGUCACCGCGAGCGGCGUGUGGGCGCCGCUGGCGCGCGACUCCACCUCCAACUCCACCGCCUCGCUCUCCAGCGACCGCGACCGCCAGUACAAUAUGGACAUUGACUUCGACUAGGACGUGGCGUCCGGUGUGCGAUGUCGUUGUUUUUGUACGUCGUAUGAAAUGAUAUUUUUUUAUGAUCGCAACGGGACCGCGUCGCGUCCGAGUGUUUAUGUAUAAAAAUAUAUAGUCGAUAUUGAAUGGAGUCGUUUAGGAUAUAGUGCGUCAUGUAAACGAACUGUUACAGUUGCGUGCCUUUCAUUUGUAUUGCAAAAGUUUAGUGUAAUGUAGGCGCGGCGCGCGGUGCCGGCCGGCGUGGCAGUGACACGUGGCGGCGGCGUGGCGGCGACGUGGCAUGGCUGGGCGGGUUACUCGCGCCACUGUGUCGCCACGGCGCAGGCCGGUCUCUGCGCCCGCGCAUGAACUGUACCUAGUUAUUAAUUAUUAUAAUUAUAUACCGUGUUACAUACGCGUUUUGGUUUUGGACUGCAUUCAAAAUUGUGUGUAAAAAAUGUAAGUCAUUAAUAUUUGUCAACAUAAAUUAAUUCUUCAUUAAAAAUGUUUUUUUUUCGUGUAAAUUUUGUAAAUAUGCGUCUAAGGUAGAAUUUUGUUGCGGUUAGAGGACAGUAUAGAAUUAUUACUGAAUAGUAUAUCACUUUGAAAAAUGAUUCGGAAUGAUUCUAGCUCAAUACUGAUACGCCACAGUUUGUGGGUAAUAUUACAACUAUUUAUUGUGAAGUGUGGUGGGAGAACUAAAUACGACAUGUAAUUCACUGAACCGUUUGUAUAUAAUAAAUUAAUUCGGAAUCAAGCUAUUUUUCACUA
Molecule: messenger RNA, 2076 nt
Organism: Manduca sexta (tobacco hornworm)
Lineage: Eukaryota; Metazoa; Arthropoda; Insecta; Lepidoptera; Sphingidae
Gene: Iru
Product: E3 ubiquitin-protein ligase RNF126
Exons: 7
Coding region: 151-1326 (391 amino acids)
Biological process (GO): ubiquitin-dependent protein catabolic process; protein ubiquitination; positive regulation of DNA-templated transcription
Cellular component (GO): cytoplasm; nucleoplasm
Molecular function (GO): ubiquitin protein ligase activity
Source: RefSeq, a predicted model, not a curated record